This is a messenger RNA of Lycium barbarum (goji berry), 1346 nucleotides long. RefSeq names its product pathogen-related protein-like. NCBI's taxonomy places the organism in Eukaryota, Viridiplantae, Streptophyta, Magnoliopsida, Solanales, Solanaceae. The coding region runs from base 519 to 1187 and encodes 222 amino acids. The transcript is spliced from 2 exons. The record is from RefSeq and is a predicted model, not a curated record.
GAAAAUUGGGUUGGGGUGAAUUAAAAUGGGUAGUGGGCUAUGAAAAUUGUUUUGGGUUAAUCCGAAAAUAUUGGGGGUGUAAUAAUAAUAAUAAUAAUAAUAAUAAUAAUAAUAGCUAGUAACUGUAAUAGAAUAAUGCAAUGCCGGUAUUGAUAAAAGGCUAAUAAUUAUAGUAAAACAUAAUAUAUAUAUUUUUAUUUUCCAAAAAUAUUAGAAGCGCAAAUAGGUAUUUCGGAGGAGAAGCGGGACAAAAUUGGGUGUCAACACUUGUCACAAAUUUAUUAGUCGUGUCACAAAUUUAUGUGUCAGUAGGAAAUAUAGAGCGAGAAAAACUAAACUUUUAUAAUAUUAGACUGAAGUAGAUUUAAAUAGAUGGCCCCAAUUUAUUUGGGUUUGAGACGUAAUUGUUAUUACUGUUGUUUGUUCUUUGAUUAUAUUGAUUGUUGCUUCUCAAUAUUUUCUCGAGAAAAUAAGAUCUCAAUAGAAUUUUUUUUUUUCCAGGUCUCUUAUGUGAAAAAAUGAAGAUCUCUUGUAAAAAAAUCAUAAAACUAAAAAAAGUUUGUAAAGGGCCAAAAAACCCAUUUCUCCCGAAACUUGAUUAUUUGAGAGAAUUUUCUCUAAUAAUUUUUAUAGGAAGGAAAGGAUUAACACCGGAAGAAUCAGCGAAGCUUGGUGGUGGCUAUAAUACAUUCCUCCAAACUUCAUUGCCGGAGAAUCUUCGAGUCUACAAUCCAGAUGAGGAAACAUUUGAAUCAUCACAGAGAGUUUUCAGAUCAAUAUUCAUACGAGGAUUCGCCAUCGAAGUCCUCCAUGUAUUUUCAGGACCACCAGAAAUUGUGUACAAGUUUAGGCAUUGGGGUUACAUGGAAGGUCCAUUUAAAGGACAUGCUCCAACAGGAGAACUUGUAGAGCUCUUUGGAAUUGGCAUUUUUGAAUUGGACAAAGAGAGUAACAAGAUUGUUAAGGCAGAGUUCUUCUUGGAUAGAGGAGAGUUUCUUGCGCCACUUGUCAAAGGAGAAAGAAAUGGUGAAUCCGCAAGUGCAACGGCAUUAGGUGCAUCAAAAUGCUCUUUCAUGAAAGAAUUAGGGAAUAACUUUCAAGCUAGUUAUUCUGUAUUUGGAAAAGUCAUUUCACUAUUAUCACGCAUGAUAAAUUUGGACGUGUGUAAAGUCAAUGGCCAUGUUUAAUUUUAAUAAAAAUAUUGGAGCAAAGGUGUAUUUCCCUUUGAAGAUUGUUUAUGUUUCCUCAACAGUCAAAUAAUAGUCCAUUAUUUAUUUUUGGAGGGUCAAAUAAAUGUCUUCUUUGAUUAAGAUUGUUUGUACAAAUUAAAAUUAUUUUAAUUAUAA